Messenger RNA from Myxocyprinus asiaticus (Chinese sucker), 2720 nucleotides. RefSeq names its product transmembrane protein 33-like. Gene Ontology annotation, biological process: membrane organization; endoplasmic reticulum tubular network organization. Bases 149 to 901 code for a protein of 250 amino acids. Lineage: Eukaryota; Metazoa; Chordata; Actinopteri; Cypriniformes; Catostomidae. The transcript has 8 exons. The record is from RefSeq and is a predicted model, not a curated record. Gene Ontology annotation, cellular component: membrane; endoplasmic reticulum.
CGAGGUUUUGGUUCAGCUGACCAACCUCUCGUGCGUCAUCAUUAUUCCGGAGAAGAGCGCGUGCGCAACCGAGCGGCGAAAUUAAUUUUUACCAUCACAAAAACUGUCAGCUUACAAUAAAUAACAGAAACUUUUUCAUAUUUGAAAGAUGGCAGACACAGAGCAAAGGGGCCCACCUCCGCCCCCUCAGGCUGGGCCUGUGCAAUUCCUGUUGAGUAAUAAGCUGGAAACGGCUAUGUGGCUGUCACGGCUGUUCACUGUCUACUGCUCCAUCAUGUUCAUUCUGCCCCUGCUUGGGCCCCAAGCAGCUGCUAAUUUCUAUCAGAGGGCAUUACUGGCAAAUGCCUUGACCAGUGCGCUGCGUCUGCAUCAGAGGAUGCCUCACUUUCAGCUGAGCAGAGCCUUCCUGGCCCAGGCCUUACAGGAGGACAGCUGCCACUAUCUCCUAUACUCCCUCAUCCUUGUCAACUCCUACCCUAUCACAAUGAGCAUAUUUCCUGUGUUCCUCUUCUCAAUUCUACAUGCCACCACCUACUCUAAAAAUGUCCUUGAUACUUUGGGCCCCAACAGCCUUAUGUUUGUGAGGAACUUUCUGAACAAGCUCACUGCCAAUCAGCAAAACAUCCUCAAGUUUAUCGCCUGCAAUGAGAUCUUCUUGAUGCCUGCCACAGUCUUCAUACUCUUCAGUGGCCAGGGCAGCUUACUUCAGCCAUUCAUCUAUUAUCGUUUUCUCACUUUACGCUAUGCCUCCCGGCGCAAUCCGUAUUGCCGGACUCUCUUCACUGAGCUGAGGAUCUUACUGGAGCAUUUUGUGAUGAAGCCCAGCUGCCCUGCCUUCUUUAGGAGGAUGUGCCUCAACAGCAUUGCCUUCAUUAGCCGCCUUGCCCCCACUGGGGUCUAACUGCUCUUUAUGAACAUUCACACGCUCGCAUACACACUACACACAUACACACCUGUCCUAUAACAGUUCAUAGACUGGGACAGUUUCAAGAUGGACUUAAAAGCAAGAUGGCAAAGUCUGAUCUCUCAGAGAUGGACGUCCUCCUUUGCACUGAAGGAAUUUGCUAUAUUUGGAGAGACUCUAUCUGACAGUUUGCAUCCAAAAAAACAAAAACAGCCAGAAGAUGCAUCUCUGUGCACAGUUGUCUGUAAAGUUGAUGCAACUGUUUUAUCAGUUCAGUGAAGCAUUUAUAUUGAUACUCAUUUUCUGGAGUAGAGAAAGACCCUUUGAUAUAUUUAAACUUAACUGAUACGGUAAAUAGAACUCUUAUUAACUUGUCUUUCUAAUGAGGUCAUGCCACACUGGAAAAGAGAUUUCAGCUGUCAUUAUACUUGUCUGUCCUUUAGUUUGAUUCCAUAUUUUUAUGUUCUUGCCUGAGCAUUGUUUUUAUUUUGCCUUGUACUGGAUUACCUUUACAUGACCUUAAUCUUAAUGUGACCUGCCCCCAAGCAUUUCUGAUUAGUUGACAAGGAUCUGAAGGGGAUGUUGUUGUUGUUGAUUUGUCUUUUUUCUAUGUUAACAGGCUGAUCAGAUGACUGAGGUAUUGGCAGAAAUCAUUCUAUCCAAUCUAGAUGUCUAUUGCCCUAUAAUCAACUGUCUAAUACCUUCAAAGUAAUUUAUUUCAAUGGCAAGUUGUAAAGAUGAACACAAUUUGAGAAUUUGUCACUUAUUUGCUUGUUCUAGGCAUGUUGUCGCUAUUAUAUUUAUUGCCUUUAUUGUUUAUAACCAUGGUCUGUGUAGAAUAAUAAAAUCUGUGAUCAAAGAUUAAAUUGUAACUAACAUUUAAGUUGAGCUGGUACUGAACAUUAGAGGAAUUUAUGAACACAUUUAAUUGAGAAAUUUCCCCAGAUAGGUGGAAGCAUGCAUUUUACUCCUUGGAUGGCCCAAUGAAACAAACUAUGUUUAACUAUGUUUAACUAUGUUAGUUAAAGUGUGUACUUAAUUCUUAGUCACAGUUGUAACCAGUGGGAAACUUGUUAAAAAUGGCUGCAUUCUUAUUAAGGCUACAUUUUUAAGGCCUUCAUCGCAAACAAUAAAGGACCAAUGAACUAUUUUUACUAACAGGAAUCUGUUUGCCCACAGGUCACAACUGUGACCAGGUGUAUGUUUACUUGUUCUGUAAGCAUGAUUUAUUAAUCAAAAAAGCAAUCUUAUUAAUCAGUAAUGGACCCUUUAAAAUUAUGUAUCUACCCUUUAUAAAUAUGGUAGUUUCAUGUGUGCAAAGCAGUGUUGCCACGCUCCUUUAAAGGCACUUGAAUUUUGGACCCAUAGAUUGAGGGCCUGAGAAAUUUGGAAAAAUAGACUUGAGUCCUUGAAAGUGCUUCAAUGGAUGAUUUUAAUCAGCUAAAACGGUAAUUGCAAUAUAACCUUUGGUGAUUAUUAAGCUGCAAAAUGCUUCAAAAUGUAUGUAUGAGCAUCGCUCUGUUAUGCCUGUAGUGCAUUACACAUACUAUGAAAUGGUGUUUUCAUCUGUUUCAGGGCGGUUCAGUGCUCGAUAAAUGAAUUCUGGUUCUCGAAAUAGAUGUACUUGGAGUUUAGUAAGCAAUUUUAUCACACUAAAAUCAUGUUUACACAUGUUUGCAUCUUGUGGCUAUACUUUUGAAAUGGGAGUAUUUUAAUGUUUACAAAUUUGACCCUUUCACGUCUGUUGUAAGUGCCUCACUGUAACCUAGAAUUAAAAAAAAAAAAAAAAGACCUAAAUUGAGUUCCGAAUGACCCU